AUGCACUCCUCAUCUGUUCUCCUCGCUCUCACCAUUGCCGCCUCCACGGCGUCAGCCGCUCCUCUUGGGGACUUCGAUUCUCGCUCUCUUUCAUCUGAGCUUGGCCCACUUCUCAAGAAGUUGGGUUUAGGUGCUGCUGCAGGUGCUGGUGUCACCGCACUUGGUGACGCCCUCGGCGGUAGCUCCGACUCCAGCACCGCGCCAGCCUCCAAGCGUGACGAUACCGCCUCGCCUUCAAUCUCGACGAGUCUUGCCGACCUUCUCAUGAAGCUGAAGCUCGAGGAAGGUCAUGGACCAGCCGUCAUCAAUUCUACCCUCUUUCAACGGGACCUCGCCGACCUCCUCCACGAGCUCCCCAUCGCGGAAGGCCCCGGACCAAUCGUCUCGAACAACUCACUCGUCCUCAGGGAUAUUGAUGCUCGUGCCCUCUCUUCCGAGAUCACUUCCAUCCUCAAGAAGUUGGGCCUCGGUAUAGCUGCUGGAGCCGGGACCACUGCCCUUGGUGACGCACUCGGCGGUAGUGACAGCUCCUCUGCUGCCGCACCGUCCGCUACUGGCACCAGCAAGCGUGAGCUCGAAGAGUUUGAGGCCCGCGGAUUCUCUUCUGAGAUUGUCCCCCUCCUCAAGAAAUUGGGCCUCGGUAUCGCUGCUGGUGCUGGGACUACUGCCCUCGGUGACGCCGUCAGCGGCAGCGACAGCUCUUCGAGCAAGCGUGACUUGACUGAAUUCGAGGCUCGUGGAUUGGGAUCUGAAAUCGUACCCCUCCUCAAGAAGCUGGGUCUCGGUAUAGCCGCUGGUGCUGGGACUACCGCCCUUGGAGAUGUCCUCGGUGGCAGCGAUUCUUCGAGCGCUGCCGCGCCUGCUGCGACUCCUGCUAGCAGACGUGAGCUUAUGGACUUUGAUGCUCGCAGUCUCGGAAGUGCUCUCGGAAAGCUUCUCGGUGCCACGGAAGAUGAUAUCGGUACCGUCUUGAAGAAUGGCGCUAUCGGUGGUGCCGUCACUGGCGGGGUCGUCUCCGCUGGAGAUGCCGCCGAGAAUGCAGCUAACUCCAAGAGAGAUAUAGACAUCCGCAGCAUCGGUAGUGCCCUCGGAAAGGUACUCGGUGCCACGGAAGACGAUAUCGGCACUGUACUCAAGAACGGCGCUAUUGGUGGUGCUGUCACUGGCGGUGUCGUUUCUGCCGGGGAUGCUAUCGAGAGCGCCUUUGGAGGAUCCAGCUCGAAGAGGGAGAUCGACGAGAGGGCGCCUCUGAACCUCAGCCCGAUUACCAAGGGCAUCCUUGGGACUCUCACCGGCCUUACUGCUUCUUCUGGAGUCGAGGGAUUGUUGGACCCGUCUUCCAAGAGGGAGAUCGACGAGAGGGCGCCAUUAAAUCUCAGUCCCAUCACUAAGGGUUUACUUGGAACUCUCACCGGUUUGGCAGCUUCUUCCGGAGUCGAGGCGUUGUUCGACCCAUCUUCGAAGAGGGAUAUCGACGAAGACACCUUGAACGGCCUUAUCCUCCCCCACCUUAGGAUUGGGACUACCUCUCUUCCAGGGAUCGAGGGAUCGGCCGCCCCCUCUUCUUCGCGCCGCUCCGUAGACUACGGUGAUGUCGACACCGCUACCCUCGUCGCUCUCCAGAAGCUCGCGAGCAGGGCAUUGAACGAACUCGAUUGAACGAUUUAUG
Stereum hirsutum FP-91666 SS1 is the source of this 1669-nucleotide messenger RNA. RefSeq lists its product as uncharacterized. The transcript is spliced from 8 exons. The coding region runs from base 1 to 1659 and encodes 552 amino acids. The record is from RefSeq and is a predicted model, not a curated record. NCBI's taxonomy places the organism in Eukaryota, Fungi, Basidiomycota, Agaricomycetes, Russulales, Stereaceae.